GCGAGUGUCAUGGCAGCGGUACUAAACGACAGACAGUAGAUCUCGGACUCGCGUUUUCGCCGAGCCAGUUUUCACGCAAUUAUCACGAAAAUGGCCAGCAAUAUUAAACCAAUUCACAAAUCGAAACAUUUUCCUAUAGACCAGCUAGUUUGUGUCGGCAACUAUGAGUUGGAAAAGACGAUUGGAACCGGAAAUUUCGCCGUCGUAAAACUAGCCACACAUGUUAUUACAAAAAGCAAGGUAGCAAUCAAAAUAAUCGACAAGUCGCGCCUCGACGAAGACAACUUGAAGAAGACGUUCAGAGAAAUUGCCAUCAUGAAGAAAUUGAGGCACCCACACAUCGUUCGGUUAUAUCAGGUCAUGGAGAGCACACAUACAAUUUAUUUAGUUACAGAAUACGCUCCUAACGGUGAAAUAUUUGACCAUCUAGUCUCCCGAGGGCGCAUGCCUGAGUCCGAAGCAGCGCGUGCGUUUGCGCAAAUGGUCUCCGCGGUCGGCUACUGUCACUCCAGAGGCGUCGUGCACAGAGAUUUAAAAGCGGAAAACUUGUUGCUCGAUAGCAGUAUGAAUAUUAAAUUGGCAGACUUUGGCUUUAGCAACGAAUACACAGCAGGGUGUCCACUUGCGACGUGGUGCGGCAGUCCACCGUACGCUGCGCCUGAAUUGUUUGAAGGUCGACAGUACGACGGGCCCAAGACUGAUAUUUGGUCACUGGGCGUAGUCCUCUACGUGUUAGUGUGCGGCGCACUCCCGUUCGACGGUAGCACUUUGCACGAACUACGUAAUGUUGUGCUCAGUGGAAAGUUUCGGAUACCGUACUUUAUGUCACAGGAAUGCGAGCACCUGAUCCGCCAUAUGCUGGUUGUGGAGCCCGAAAAGCGUCUGUCACUGCGCGGAGUGGCGAAGCACCGCUGGCUGGCGGCGCACCAGCCGGGGCCGGGCCCGGGCCAUUACGACGCGUCGGAGGGCGCGUGCGCGUGCCACGAGCGCGGCGCGGCGCGAGACGACGGCGCCGACCACGACACCAUUCUCAACCACAUGCUGUCGCUGCCCGGGCUCAACAAGGGCCAAGUGCAGCAGUCAGUACAAGAAGAGCGGUUCGACCACAUAUCCGCGAUCUACCACUUGUUGAAAGACAAACUACAGCAGAGGAGUAGUGCCAGGAAUAGUCUGCAGCACAGAGACUCACUGGAUUCAACGACAGGACAGCCCCUGGAUCUCACUAGUUGUAAGAGUUCAGAAGACGAGCAAAUGGAAGCGGAGGACUCGACGUCCCAAGAGUGCCUCGUCUCCAUUCCGACCGUCAACGUCGACUACAUGGCCGACAAGGUCGAUAAUUUGGAAAAGUUUAACGACGGGUCGACACCUAUUGUCGAAGAAACAACGCAGUCUCCAGCACAGGCGCAGACGGAGACUCACGCGACGAGACGGCACACUGUCGGUCCAGGCGAUUGCAGGCAUACACAGGGCGGCGAGUUGGGCGUGUGCGGCGCGGCGUCGGCGGACCUGCGCGCGGCGCCGCUGUACGUGUCUGCGCAGUUCCAACAGACGUCCCCGAACGUGUCGAUGCUGCCGAACACGAACCUCGCCGCGAAGCUGCCCGCCGUGCAGCACCAGCCGCCGCGCUACUUCAGCGUCAAGGACCAGCACCUGCUGAAGCCGCCGCACGCCAUGCAGAGCCAAGCGUCGUCGUUCGGGCGCCGCGCGUCGGACGGCGGCGCGCACGUGUCGCGCGGCCGCGAGCGCGCCUGCUGCCACUCGGCGCCCGCCCACCACAUCUCGGACGGCGGGCCCUCGGCGCAGCCCGACGACGGCGACCCGGCGGAGGACCAGGCAGCCGACUCCUCCUACAAUAGCAACCUGUGCAGGUACAUGUUGAACCGUGGCAGCAGUAAACGACACACGAUGGCGACGCCCGAAGAAGCCGCGAACGCAGCCAGCACGUUGCCCAGCAACAACAUGCCAAACACGUCUCCCUCAUCAUCAGCGAAUAUCCGAGUUAGGAGAACAGGUCUCCUUACUGUUACAGAAAGACCACCAGUCAUAAGUCCAGAAUUAGUGAUGGAAGUUGAGGCUCGCAUGAAGAGGAAUUACCUACCCCCGUCGAUGGGGGCAUACCAAAAUCCAUACCAGGGAUAUCAAAGUCCACCCCCCACUGGACCAUCUAAUCAGAAUCAAUCCAAUCAGGGAAUGCCAAACUACGGCACACAAAACCAAAAAAUAAAACCAACUUUAGAGACGAUACCGCAAGGUUCAAUCAUGGGUGUCAAAGGCUCGAUCACGUCCGGUACGCCGAUUACGCAAUCGAAUACAUAUUCGUCGCCUAUUGGUAGUUAUUCUCCUGCCCAGUGUUUGGUGCCCGCCGUGGUGCCGGGGUCCAUAACUAGCGGUACGCCAGUAAACGCGCAAGGGUCUAUCACGUCCGGUACUCCAAUGAACAAUGCCAGUUUUGAUAGUAAUACAAGUUUUGGUGCCAACUAUGGCAAUCCAAACGGGAGUACGAGUCGGUCGAUUACCUCUGGCACUCCGAUGAGUGCGGGGUUCGACAACUUCACCAGCGCCGGUUCCAUUGCCUCGGGGACACCGAUGAACGCCAGCUUUGAAAAUAAUUUCAGUAGCAAUUACGGGUUCUCCCAUCAAGGAUCCAUAACGUCCGGGACGCCGGUCACCAAUUUCGAGAACCAGAACUUUAAUUUUGGAAAUUUUGAGACCAGUUUUGGUUCUAUCCCGGGGGGUACGCUGUUGAGCCAAGGCGCCGCGGCCGGCGGAUCCAUCACGGCCGGGACACCCGUUCCGAACACCAAUUACAGCAAUAAUAAUUACAACACUAGGCAAAGGAAGUAUUCAGGACCGCAGAGGGUGAAACUGCAAAUGUUAGCGACAGUUCAAGAAAUGGGUAAUUUUUGUUUUUAUUUUGUUACCGCGCAUAUAGUACACGCGCAACUAACUCAUCGGCCACGUCGGCAGUAUGAAAGCGGCGCGGACGUGGAACUUUACGUUUAUAAAGCGACACGUACCUCCGCAGCGCACGGCGGCGGGUUAGUCGGCCACCGGUCAAUUAGUUGCGCGCGAACUAUAUACAAUUUGGCUUUCGGUUUAAGACUUGCGUAGCACAACGUAUAACAUUUCAAAAUAUAUUUUCAUUUAUUUACACGCAUAUCAUAAACUCUUGAUAUGUUCGAAAACCGCAAAUUACGACCAGCAUAAUGAUAAACUGUUUUGUGAGAACAAAUUUCUUAUCUGUGAAAAUGAUCAACUCAAAUGUCAACCGUGACCAUGGGACCUGUAAAGGGCCCGGAACGUCGGUUUGUUUGAAAAAACAAAUAUACGCGAUUUAAAUCCGGAAAAAUAGUUUCAUUUCCUAUGUGUAACAAUCGCGAAAACCUAAGAACUCGAUAUGUGAAAAUGAUAUUAUAGUCUAGCCAACGUAGCAUCAUCUUUUUGACAGCUGUGAACAGCGACAGCACGUAUCUUAAUAAUACUUGUCCAAAUAGGAAACGAUUAAUUAUAUAAUUUAUAUCCUUUGUGAACAUUAACAAUGUUUUUAUUUCGGUUAAAUAAAUAGUUUUUUUUUAAUCUAUCGAUGUCCCAAGCCAAUUCCAAUCCUAUUGGAUAGUACUUUUAUGUGAUUAGAUAAAUUACGUAGCAUGGUAGAAAUGUCCCCAGAAAUUAAGUUGUUAAGUGUUGUCAUUAACGAAAAUUCUUAUGAAUGCACAAUAUCAAAUCUAAUAUACUUGUGAUAUUUACAACUAAAUGUUAAUUUCGCCGAAAAAAAUACUAACAAAUUAUUUAAGUAACCAGACAUUGUAGAGAAAAUAAGAAAUGAAAUUAAUUCAGACUGGUUGAGAGAUGUACAUUUUGACAAUCCAUAGAAGAUACAAAGCAUUGUAAAUUUAAGUGAAUUCAGCUCCAGCUCGUGUGAAAAAGAUACAGAUGAUGACUUUGGUUGUGUACAAUAAGCAUACGCAGACCAUUCGGAUAUUUCAUUUCGUAUGUAAUAUUCUUGCUUUUAAAAUUUUCCUCUUGACUUCAGCCUUGGCGCAAUUUUUAGUGAUCUCAGGUUGGUAUGAAUACUACUCAAUUAUUAUAGUAUAUUAGUAACUAGUACCAUACUAGUGUUAACGAUACUGAGUGGAUGUGUUGCGACUCUUAAACUAUCUGUCAAAAAGAGAAUGCUAUCUUGGCACGACCGUAUUGCCUAAUAUUGUCAUGAAACUCGGUUUUAUAAUUACACUCAAAUUCGGAGUAUCUCUGAAAAAUAAAACAAUUUGGUGGUCGACCUCGAAAUUUUAAUAUCAGUCGGGAUGAAGUUUUAUUCGAAACGGAGUGUCAACAGCAAACAAUUUCACAAGUUACUAGAUGUCGAACGAUACGAUAGUCGGGAUCGACUUUAGUUUGUUUAUGAAUUAUAAAAAACUAAGAUUGCGCGACAUGCGUGAAAAAUAAGUUUUUUUGCAUUAUUUUAGUAAUAAUUACUACUAAUAGCUCUGAUCGACGCCGCAGUGCCGGUCGUAACGCGCGGUUCCUGAACACAUCUUGGAGAGGUUAUAAUGCGUGUAUAGAUAAAGCGGGGUAUGUAACUGUACAGAAUUAGGCAUUGAAACACUUAGAAUAAUAACGCAUAGAAUGAUAGUUUCAUAUCAAACGAACUGUCACAAGUGAGGCAAAAACCAAAUUCAUGUAGGCGUAAUCAACUUGUAACUACGCUCGUCGGCACGC
Hyposmocoma kahamanoa is the source of this 4719-nucleotide messenger RNA. It is a transcript of the gene Sik3, whose product is annotated as serine/threonine-protein kinase SIK3. Gene Ontology annotation, molecular function: ATP binding; tau-protein kinase activity; protein serine/threonine kinase activity. Lineage: Eukaryota; Metazoa; Arthropoda; Insecta; Lepidoptera; Cosmopterigidae. Gene Ontology annotation, biological process: microtubule cytoskeleton organization; protein phosphorylation; intracellular signal transduction. Gene Ontology annotation, cellular component: cytoplasm. The coding region runs from base 91 to 3111 and encodes 1006 amino acids. The record is from RefSeq and is a predicted model, not a curated record. The transcript is spliced from 19 exons.